Maudiozyma barnettii is the source of this 1890-nucleotide messenger RNA. RefSeq names its product siderophore transporter (gene SIT1). Gene Ontology annotation, biological process: intracellular iron ion homeostasis; transmembrane transport. The coding region runs from base 1 to 1890 and encodes 629 amino acids. Gene Ontology annotation, cellular component: endosome; vacuolar membrane. Gene Ontology annotation, molecular function: siderophore-iron transmembrane transporter activity. The record is from RefSeq and is a predicted model, not a curated record. The transcript has a single exon. NCBI's taxonomy places the organism in Eukaryota, Fungi, Ascomycota, Saccharomycetes, Saccharomycetales, Saccharomycetaceae.
AUGGAUUUUGCUGAAGAGGAUUCUAACAAGCAAGUAUCUGAGAAGCAAGUAUCUGACAGUGUCUCCCUAGAGAGCAUUAAAAAGGAAAAUACCACAAGGUCAGAAGUUUCUUUGGCUGAUGGUGAAGCUUCUUCGUUGAAGGACGCUGGUGUCAAUAACAUUAAAGUUUAUUCCGAACAAUACAAGCAACCAGUCUAUAGAGCAAUGUUAUUCUUCUCGUUGUUCUUAAUCGCUUACGCUUACGGUCUAGACGGUAACAUUCGAUACACUUUCCAAGCGUAUGCAACUUCUUCUUACGCACAACAUUCUCUUUUGUCAACUGUCAACUGUAUCAAAGCUGUCAUUGCUGCUGCAGGUCAAGUUUGGUUUGCUAGAGCAUCUGAUAUUUGGGGUCGUGUUCCAUUAUUGUUUGUUGCUGUCAUGUUCUAUGUUGUAGGUACUAUUAUUGAAUCACAAGCCACUACAGUAUCUAAAUUUGCUGCUGGUGCAUCUUUGUAUCAACUUGGUACUACAGGUGUUAUAUUGAUCAUUGAAUUAAUUGCUGCAGAUUUCUCUAAUUUGAACUACAGAUUAUUAGCAUCCUUCAUACCAGCUACACCAUUCAUUAUCAAUACAUGGAUUAGUGGUAACGUUACAGCUGCGGUAGGUACUCGUUGGAAAUGGGGUAUUGGUAUGUGGGCAUUUAUCUUGCCAUUGAGUUGUAUUCCAUUGGUCUUAUGUCAUUUCCAUAUGAGAUAUUUGGCUAAGAAGAAUGCCAGUGACAGAUUAAUGAAAGAAGAAAUCAAGGUUCCAAAAUCUCUUCGUGAAUUCUGGGAUUACGUUGUCAUUGAAUUGUUCCUAUGGAAAUUGGAUUUCGUUGGUCUAUUAUUAGUCGCUAUUACAUUCGGUUUGAUCUUGAUUCCAUUCACUUUAGCUGGUGGUAUCAACACUGAAUGGAAGACUGCUCAUAUUAUUGUUCCUGAAGUGCUAGGGUGGGUUGUUUCUCUACCGCUGUAUAUCGUUUGGGAAGUUAAAUUUGCUAAAUAUCCAAUUACGCCAUAUUCUUUGAUCAAGGACAGAGGUAUUUACUCUGCUUUAAUUAUAGGUUUCUUAAUCGAUUUUAUCUGGUACAUGCAAGGUGACUACAUGUAUACAGUUUUAAUUGUUGCUGUCCAUGAAUCUGUUAAGGCAGCCACAAGAAUCACUUCAUUGUAUUCAUUUGUCUCCGUCAUUACCGGUACCAUUUUAGGUUUCUUCAUUAUCAAAUUCAAGAGAACUAAACCAUUCAUCUUAUUCGGUUGUUGCUGUUGGUUUGUUGCCUUCGGUCUAUUGGUCCAAUUCAGAGGUAACUCAGGUGCUCACUCCGGUAUCAUUGGUUCUCUAUGUCUAUUAGGUUUCGGUGCUGGUUUCUUCACAUAUACCACUCAAGCUUCCAUCCAAGCUUCGGCCAAGACUCAUCAAAAAUUGGCCGUCAUCACUGCAUUGUACUUGGCUUCAUAUAACGUUGGUGCUGCUGUUGGUGGUAGUGUCUCCGGUGCCAUUUGGACUCAAGUUCUACCAAAACAAAUCGAAAGAGGUAUCUCAAACGCUACAUUGGCUGCUGAAGCUUACAGUUCUCCAUUCACCUUCAUCACUGUUUAUACUUGGGGGACCCCCGAAAGAGAGGUUCUUGUCAAAUCAUACAGACACGUUCAAAAGAUCCUAUGUAUUGUAGGUCUAGUGUUCUGUAUACCUUUGGUUGGUGCUGCAUUACUUCUAAGAGAUUACAAAUUAACCGACACCGUUGCAUUAUCUGAUGUCGAGAGUGAAAUUCAAUCUGAUGAUGGAAAUGACGUCACACAUAUUGAAGAGAAGAGAUAUGGAUACCUAGAUAAGGUCUUCCAUCGUAAGACAGAUGAAGAAACCAAGUGA